CUCAAAAUGUGGAAGAUAAGAGAAUUAACCGAUAAAGUUACCAAUGUGGUUAUGAACUAUUCUGAGGUGGAAACCAAAGUAAGAGAAGCAACAAAUGAUGAUGCAUGGGGUCCACAUGGAACAUUGAUGCAUGAAAUAGCUCAGUAUACAUAUCAGUAUGAAAACUUUCCAGAAGUAAUGGGUAUGUUGUGGAAGAGAAUGUUACAUGAAAAUAAAAAGAAUUGGAGAAGAGUAUAUAAGUCACUGAUCCUGUUAUCAUAUUUAAUAAGAAAUGGAUCUGAGAGAGCUGUAACUAGUUCUAGAGAACAUAUAUAUGAUUUAAGAGCGUUAGAAAAUUACACAUUUACAGAUGAACAUGGUAAAGAUCAAGGGUUAAAUGGUGAGUACUUCAUUGUCAAAUUUAUUAUUCUUUGGAUCCAUAUUCUUCUACUGUGUUGA
Molecule: messenger RNA, 438 nt
Organism: Lottia gigantea (owl limpet)
Lineage: Eukaryota; Metazoa; Mollusca; Gastropoda; Lottiidae
Exons: 3
Biological process (GO): endocytosis
Cellular component (GO): clathrin vesicle coat; endosome; plasma membrane
Molecular function (GO): phospholipid binding; clathrin binding
Source: RefSeq, a predicted model, not a curated record